GUGUGCGUUUGAUAUUCGUUAAGAAAUGUUCGUCGUAAUUCAUCGUGUGUAAAACUUGAUAGAUUUCUCAUAUACAAAAAUAAUAAACAACAAGUUGGUUAGUGUGCAUGUGUUUCUGUUUUGUAUAUACAUAUUUUGCCGGUAUUCCGUGUAUCUAUUUCAACUACUAUUUUGUUCGAUGUUCCGAACGUUUUGUAAUUUUGAGUUGAAUAGAAUUGGUUUGAGCAAAAAAAUAUAUUAAAAAUCGAAGUCUAGCUGAUUCACAAUCUUGUUAUAAUAAAUUUACAACUUUUGUUUAAUCAUACUCAGUUUUUACUGACAAAAAUGGCAAAAGUAAUAAGUACCAAGCAGCAGCUAAACCGACUUGUUGAAUUACUGAAAGAAAAUAUAGAUAUUGCCAAAGCGAUUUGUAUUAAACAAGAAGCUCAUAUGAAAUGGCAAGAAUUUGCGGUAGAACUAAAUAAGCUGGGUCCGCCAUAUCGUUCUUGGGAUAAAUGGAUGAGGGUAUGGUGGGAUUUAAAGUGUAAAAUAAAGAAGAAAAAAUCAAGCAAGCCGAUUAUUAAAACUCUUCCAAGUGGAGCUCGUAUUAACUAUCUAUGUCACUUUACCGAUUUGGAAAAGACUGUCAUUGAAAUGCUUGGUUGGAAUACGGAUGAAAAUGUACCCGUAAAGCGAAAAUUAGAAUCUUCUCCCUCAGAAGAUGAUGACAUAGGGUCUCAACCCACGAAGAAAAGAAUGAAAUACAGCACCUAUGAAUCUUUAGAAGCCGAAGAAGAACUACCUUCGACUUCUAUAAAAACCAAACCGGCAGAAUCAUCCACCUCUACUUCAAUCGUAAACACCGUUACAAUACUGGAGUUGGAAGAGUCUUCAUCCGAGUAUGAAGAAGUAUUUGAAGAUUCUAUAUCUAUAUGCAGUAUAGAAGAUAAUGAGGUUAAAUUUGAGCUGACAAAUUUUGAUGAAGAAAUAACUCAGCAUAAUAUCAUUGAAUCUCCAAAACAACAAGCAGCAGAAGAAAUACCAACAACUUCUAUUAAAACCGAACCGGAAGAAGAAGAUCCAUCAAUCAUUAUUAAAACCGAACCAGAAGAACAUUCCAACACCUCUUCCCCCAUCAAUGAAACCAUGCCAAAACCAAUUCUUCUACCGAAACCAAUUCUUCUGCCAAAACCAAAAGAUGAUUAUGAAAAACUUCUUGAAGAACAAAUUUCAACUCAGAAAAAUUUUUACAAAAAUAUGAUAGAUCUUAUGGGUGAUAUGAAGAGAAGCAUGAGCCAGUGUGAGGAUUCUAUGAAGAAAAGCCAUCAACAAAAAGAUGAUCUACUUGAAAUGAAAAGACUGAAAUUAAAAGCAUAUAAGAAAAAAAAGAUAGAUCAAGCAAUGGAAAGGAAACAAAAUAUGAGACUUAAACAGGAGCUUUUGACUCUGAAAAAAAGUAAACUUAGCACGAUAUUUGCUUGCAGAAAAUAUUUAUCGAAAUGAUUUUUUUUUGUAUUCCAAGAAUAAGAACAUAAAAAUAAAACAAGUU
This is a messenger RNA of Episyrphus balteatus (marmalade hoverfly), 1528 nucleotides long. RefSeq lists its product as uncharacterized. The transcript is spliced from 4 exons. Bases 325 to 1482 code for a protein of 385 amino acids. Lineage: Eukaryota; Metazoa; Arthropoda; Insecta; Diptera; Syrphidae. The record is from RefSeq and is a predicted model, not a curated record.